Messenger RNA from Liolophura sinensis, 2814 nucleotides. RefSeq names its product protein zer-1 homolog. Bases 244 to 2814 code for a protein of 856 amino acids. Gene Ontology annotation, molecular function: protein binding. Lineage: Eukaryota; Metazoa; Mollusca; Polyplacophora; Chitonida; Chitonidae. The record is from RefSeq and is a predicted model, not a curated record. The transcript has 17 exons. Gene Ontology annotation, cellular component: Cul2-RING ubiquitin ligase complex.
CUGUGAAUAUCGGUGACGGACGUUGAAGCUGUCUUCUUAGAUUUACAUUCAUUAACAAUUCCUUGCCUAUUUUAUAGUGUUGUUUCGAAAAUUGAAUGUGGAGAAAUCUUGUGCUGCGUGGUGAAUUCUGAAAAUAGGUGCAUAUGUAGAUGUUGGUGCCUCACCAGGUGUAUGCCGGCAUUGUGCUGCAGAAUACUGUGCUAGGGUGUGAACAAGACGUGUCCGGAAAAGUACGUGUAAACCAUGACACAGUCACAGUGGCCAAGGGACCUCCCAGACUCCCUCCAGGACAUUUGUCUGGAUUACUGUGUGACAAAUGUCAGUGUGUUAGCCGAGCCAGCCUCAGGCUCGGGGAAUCUCCGUCUUAAGCCAGGAAUUAGUCUCCCUCGUGUUUUAUGUGAAGGCCUUUUAAGGGCGUAUGUCCGAUGUGGACACAUCAUUGAUGACAGCUUUUUGCAUCUCUUUGAAGACUGUUCCAGAACACAGCUGAGGUAUAUUAAUUUAUCGGAGGCAACCAUCACUGAUGCAGGUAUACAGAUAUUAUGUCGACAUCCCAUUGUAGAGCUUGACCUUUCACAUGGAAUUCGCCUCACAGAAGCAAGUAUUAAGAUGUUGAAUAACCUGAGGAGAACUUUAUGUGUACUGAAACUGGGGGGAAUUUUCAGUGAAGCAAUGUUAGAUGCCAUAGAGCUGGUGGAAAGCCGAGACUUAUGUGUCAGCCCCGGACAACAGGAGUUUGUUAGUAAGGACACAGCUCAGGAAGUACCUUGCCUCAUGGAAAAUGUUCCAAAUCAUGGUCAGGGGGACAUUUGUGUUGAAAAAUGUCACCUGGAAACUAUGCGGAUUUAUGGACGCGACUACAUUUUUGACUGCCCAAACCUGAGGGUAUUCUCCCUACGAGAUUGUCAUUUCUCUGAUAGUGGUCAUGAUCUGCUGGCAACGAUUCUCAGCCCAUGUGAGAGGCUUACCCACCUUGAUCUGACCAAGUGCCAAAACAUUCAUUUGGAGUAUAUGGACUGCCUGGAAAACUGUCCUCAUUUACUUGCUCUUUCAUUAGCGGACAUUGAAAUUGCAGAACUUGACUUUGUGAUAAAAAAUAUUGGGGAAAUCAAAAGUUUAAGACACCUGGAUUUGUCGCAAAGCUUUGAAGUGCCAACUAUCUACAUGAAUCAGGACUGUGAGGGGAGUUUAAAAUACCUGGCCACUCACCUGCCAAAUCUGGUGUCAUUAGACAUCGCCGGGACAAAUUUGGCUGGCUUCGAGACAGCAGCUGAGGUGGAACAUCGCCCUCUCUCCAAGGCUGAGGAGAGAACUGCUGCGGACAGGACACCUAAGUGCAGUAUUCCUGGGCUGGAAAACAAACAACUGGAGUUCCUGGGUCUUCUAGGAUGUCCUGAUAAUGCAUGUCGUAGACAGAAUAUUCCUGCUCGUAGGGUGACUGGCGAUGAAUCCGAAGAUCAAGUACUGUUGUCGUUGGAGGUUUACAAGGACAGAACAGAACUCUUAACAAAGGCCUUUAACAACCUGUACCACUUGUUUCGGGUCAGUGUGGUACGGCAGCAGUACAGAGCUGUAGAGGCUAUUCUGGCUGGAAUGAAGACCCACAAGACCGACAAACAUGUUCAGAUAUCAGGGAGCGCUUCUCUAUUCUACAUUGUAAAAGGAGAAGAGAAGGAAAACAUAAGCUGUAAGCUUAAACGACGAAUCAUUGAGGCUUUGUUAGAAGGGAUGAACAGGCAUGUCUUUGAACAAACAAUGAUGAGGAAUGGGUGCCUGACUCUGUGCCAUUUUAACAUACCUCAAGAUGUGCUCUUUUGCUAUGACCGUCUGGUGAUGGUUCUGCUAAAGAUGCUGAAGCAGGAUCUGGAGGAACAGGAUCAGUUUGGGAUGAGGAUUGGGAUCUACCUGCUCAACUGCUUGGCUUGUCAGGUGGAUGGCAAGGAGAAGCAGCUGGUGGGCGAUCUUGGAGCCAUUGCAACAAUGCUGGCAAUCAUCAGGAAGAAGCUGCACCUUGGCCAGUGUGAUGAAAUUAUGGAGGUGGCCUGGAGCACCAUGUGGAAUGUCACAGACGAGACUGCCAUGAACUGCCAAAGGUUUAUGGAUGAUGACGGCAUGAAUCUCUUCCUCCAAUGUUUGCGGAUAUUUCCUAACAAGGCCGAGCUGCUGAGAAAUAUGAUGGGACUUAUGGGCAAUGUUGCAGAAGUGCGGUAUCUGAGACCUCGCCUAAUGGUGGCUGAUUAUAUCAAUGUGUUCAGUGAUUUAUUGGAUUCUGAGAGUGAUGGUAUAGAAGUGAGCUACAAUGCAGCAGGGGUACUGGCUCACAUUGCCUCAGAUGGGGCCGAGGCUUGGAGGGAUGAGUUACCUCCACGUCCCCUCGUGUUGGCACGCCUCACCCAAGCUAUUGAGAGGUGGUGUCUUCACUCCAGCAGGAAUAUCAACUACAGAUCUUUCGAGCCUAUCCUGAGACUGGCCUGUUCUUUUGAGACCCCCGAGGCUCAGCACUGGGCAGUGUGGGCUUUGGCUAACCUUACCCAGGUCUACCCUGAGAAAUACUGCCAAUUGUUAGAGCAGGAAAACGGUCUGGUGAUCCUGAACAGAAUAAUACGACACAGAAACCCGUACAGAAGAAUCAAAGAACUGGCAAGAAUGGUGGUCGCAACUCAUCAAAGUACAACGAAAUCAAAGGGAGAUGACUGUGGGGAGGCAGCAACUAGCAGUGCUGCAUCGAACCAUCCCAGUGACAUGGAGGAAGAUGACAUAGGCACGAGUGAGGAGUCCCAAGAUCUGGAAGAACAUCUACAUCAGGAUGUCUGA